Molecule: messenger RNA, 460 nt
Organism: Notodromas monacha
Lineage: Eukaryota; Metazoa; Arthropoda; Ostracoda; Podocopida; Cyprididae
Source: the annotation of a GenBank genome assembly
ACGGAGCCUAUAUUCAGCCAAUUACUACAUCAUUGAGCGCAAUGUUGUUCUUCCUUGGUUCAAAAUGCUGCAGUCAGAGCUCAUGGGCAUUUGGCUAAAGGGUGGGAACUUGCUGGUACACGCAAUUUCGCCGAAUGGCACGCAUUACGAAGUUCUCCUCGGGGAUGAAAUUUAUGACUCGCAUGCCACGUUUGUCGCUAUUUUUGAGCCCAACACUUGGUUAGCAGUUGAACUCGAGGACAACGGAGUCAAUGGAGGCUACGGAUUUUUCUACAACGUUUUGAUUCCAGCGUACAAACAUGAAUUCAUGGUACGGGGAACAGAAGAAGAGCUGGUCGGGAUUCUCGGCAAAGAACACGCAGCCACACUGAAGCCGAACUCUCGAUCCAAUUCCCUGCUAAUAACCCUGUCGGAAGAACCCUUUGCCUUUUAUUUUUCUUCUCGGGGUGGACUCGAAUAA